AUGGACGGCACGAAACUCCCCGAGCUACCGGACCUCCAGCUCCAACCGGGCGUCACCAAAGAAUCCGUCGACGCCGUGCAAAUAACGACAUCCUGGCUGACAACCCUUUCUCAGCGCUUCGCCGAGAAGAACCUCACCCUCUCCGACCUGUUCAUCGAGAAUUGCUGGUGGAGAGACAUCGUCGCGCUUUCAUGGGACUUUUCGUGCAAACAGGGCCAGGCGGCCAUCGCGGCGUACCUUUCUUCCGCAGAACACGGCCUCUCGGAGCUUGAGCCGAACAAGUUCGGGGGCCUGCAGCCUUUACUUGUCGACUUUGGCGGGCAGAUCUGGAUCCAGUCUGGCUUCACGUUCCGCACGCCUCAUGGAGAAGGGAAGGGAUUGCUGAAGUUAAUGAACGUGGGCGUGGGAGAGUGGAAGGCUUGGACCGUGUUCACGCAGCUCGAGAGGCUGGAUUAUCAGAGGGAGUUGGAGAAGCAGAGGGCUGUGUGCGUGCCGCCUGCGUUAGCCAGUAAUGGGACGAAUGGGACGGACGGAGAGGAACUGCAGGUGUUGAUCGUUGGUGCAGCGCAAGCUGGACUGAUGCUCGGUGCGCGGCUCCAGCACAUGGGCAUCAAGACACGUCUCCUGGAGAGGAGCUCUCGCCUCGGAGACUCCUGGCGGAAGAGGUAUCAGAGCGUCACGCUCCACACGCCGACUUACACGGAUCACUGGGCCUACAUGAAGAUCCCCGAGACGUGGCCCAGGUUCCUUACCGGAGACAAGGUGGCAGAGUUCAUGGAGCACUACGGCCAACUGAUGGGUCUCGACAUCCAGUACGACUCCAACGUCACAAAGGUUACCUUCGAUGAGGUCGCCAAAAAGUACACUGUCCAAGUCACGACACCAGGGGGAACACGCACACUCUCCGCGAAGCACGUCGUUCUAGCUACGGGCCUCUUUGGGGACGAACCAAUCGUGCCCGAGUUCAAGGGCCAAGAGACUUUCAAGGGUCAGAUCUACCACUCCAAGUACCACAAAUCUGCUGCCGACAUCCCAGAUGUGGGCAACAAAAAGGUCGUGGUGGUCGGCUCCGCCACCAGCGGGCACGACAUUUCCGCAGACUUUGUCGCCCACGGCGCCAAGGAGGUGACGAUGAUGCAGCGCCGAGCAAUCUACUCCAUCUCCCGCGAGUCCUGGGAGAACUUCAUGCUCGCGCUGUGGGAAAUCCCCGGCCUCAGCACGGAGGAAGCCGACAUCGUCGGCAACGCGAUCCCGCUGGCGGUCAUCCGGAAGAUGAGCAUCGGGCUGACCAAGAUGAUGGCGGCGCACGACAAGGUCGUCCACGACGGGCUGAAGAAGGCCGGGCUGGCGCUGAAGGAGGGCGGCGACGGGUACGGCCUGGCGGACUACCAGCUCAUCAAGGGAGGCCAGUAUUACAUUGACCAAGGGGCAAACCAGAUGAUCAUCGACGGCCGGAUCAAGAUCAAGAGAUGCGAGGAGGGGGUGCGGGAGUUUGUGGAGGAUGGCCUGGUCCUCGCUGACGGGACGAAGCUUGAGGCAGACAUCGUGGUGCUUGCCACCGGCUUCCAAAAGGAGACGACGACCAUUGAGAAGCUGAUGGGCUCGGAGGUGUCGAAGAGGCUGCGCAAGUUUGGGCAAUUGGACGAGGAGCAGGAGCGGUCUGGGUGGUGGCGAUCAACAGGCGUACCUGGAUUCUGGUACAUGACCGGCAGCUUCAUGUACUGCCGCCAAUUCUCGCUGCCGUUGGCGCUGCAGAUUGCGGCUGUCGAGAAAGGGCUGAACAAGUCUUAUUACAAGAAA
This is a messenger RNA of Colletotrichum gloeosporioides, 1800 nucleotides long. Its product is annotated as putative oxidoreductase CzcO-like. The transcript has 3 exons. Lineage: Eukaryota; Fungi; Ascomycota; Sordariomycetes; Glomerellales; Glomerellaceae. The annotation marks the transcript as partial. Gene Ontology annotation, molecular function: monooxygenase activity; flavin adenine dinucleotide binding. The record is from RefSeq and is a predicted model, not a curated record.